AUGCCCAAGUGGACUCCCGAGCUGGACGCGAUUGUCCUCCGCGGCGUCUUUGAGGAGUGCAAUGUCAGUUUUGGCAAGGAACUCUGCGCCAAGAUUUCCCAGCGUGUCGUUGACAUUGGAAUCGAAUGCACCCCUAAGGCUGUCGAGAAUCGCUUGUACUCAUGGAAGAAGAAGAACACUGCCGGCGGAGCCACGAACCCGACUUCUUCUGCUACCGGCACGCCCGCCAAACCUGCCUCUGCGACGCAGAAGACGCCCCGGUCCAGAAACAAGGCUACACCGCGUGCCAAGAAAGAAGAAGAUGGUGAUGAUGGAGAGGAGCCGUUGUCUCCUACGCCGGCUCCUCGCAAGCGCAAGUCAAGCGCCCCGAAGAAGGCUUCUUCCAAGGAGAAGGAUUCUGGAGAUGACGAUAUCGAGGAAGAUGAUUUUCCCAAGAGCAAAAAGGUCAAGGCUGAGCCUUCCGAGGAGGGCCCCAGUGGUGGCGAGGACGUGACUGAUGAGGAUAUCUAA
This is a messenger RNA of Exserohilum turcica Et28A, 510 nucleotides long. RefSeq lists its product as uncharacterized. Bases 1 to 510 code for a protein of 169 amino acids. NCBI's taxonomy places the organism in Eukaryota, Fungi, Ascomycota, Dothideomycetes, Pleosporales, Pleosporaceae. The record is from RefSeq and is a predicted model, not a curated record. The transcript is spliced from 3 exons.